Messenger RNA from Helobdella robusta, 399 nucleotides. RefSeq lists its product as hypothetical. The transcript is spliced from 3 exons. Lineage: Eukaryota; Metazoa; Annelida; Clitellata; Rhynchobdellida; Glossiphoniidae. The coding region runs from base 1 to 399 and encodes 132 amino acids. The record is from RefSeq and is a predicted model, not a curated record.
AUGCUGCUGUUGCAGCUGCUGCUGCUGCUGGCGCUGCUGGUGGCCUUGGCGUUGGUGAUGUUGCACUGCAGCCGGAGAUCUGCUUGGAACAUUUGUGGAGUGAGGCUCUCGUCACUAGAGAUGCAGAGCCAGCAAGCAAAGUUUUCUUCACAACUGACUUUAGCCAUCAAAAGUUUUUUUGUUUUCACGUUAAGUCUUUUAAGGUGCUCAGAUGACUGCGCUGCUGAUUCCAGGUCUUCUAUUCACACUGAAUGCACCUCCAAUGAUUGCCAGGACAACAACAACGACAACGAUGACAAAGGCAACAAAAGCCACAAAGUCAUCAACAGCCACAACAACCAAAACAUCAACCAUCACUACCAUUGCUACUAUGAAUCUAGUCAACCAUUGCGCCAGUAA